GUCUCUUUUUCAUGUUCGUUUCCUGUUUUUUGCUCCUUGAUCAUCUUUUUUUUGAUAACUUUGAUUCUUUAAUUUUUUUUUCUUUAUCAAGAAUGGAGGGGAGGAAACUGAAUUUGUAUUCUCCAUUACCAUCAAUAAGGCGAAUUUCAAGUAAAACAAAGCAUUCAAGUGAAUCAGAUAACAAGACAACAGUUAUUACCAGACCAGAGCGUCGAUCAUGCCUAAGAAUAGAACAAGAAACGCCGGUUUCUGUAUUACCAGACCAGAGCUUCGAUCAUCUCUCCGAACCAGCUCCAGUUCCUUUUAUGUGGGAACAAACCCCUGGAAAACCAAAAGAUAACAUGACUAUACUGAUUCAAGAAUCAGGUUUACUAGAAACCGAUGAUGAAGAAGAAGAAGAAGAUUUGUAUACAGGUUCUUCUGAUGGAACCUUCUCCGUUAACUGCAGCACAAGUGGAGUGAGUGAGAUCGAAAAGAACGUUGAGAAAGCUGACGAUGCGUCGUCUAGAGAAAGUCUUGAUCUAAUGAUGUCGAGAUUCUUACCAGCUGCUAAAGCGAUGGCUUUCACACAUCAAAAACGCUCUUCAGAGCAAAAGCAAACCCUACAAAACAGAGAAGCACUUGCAAUUCGCCAAAGAAGUCAAGUAGUCGCAGAACAUGAGCAUUUCGCUAUUGUUCAGAGUCUUUAUAAUGAUUUAAACAUUGAUGAUGAUGACGACGAGGAUGAUGAGUAUGAUGUUGAUCACCGAAUCUACCCUGAAGUUACUAUCAAGAAGGCUUGUGGGUUCUUGCCAAGGCUUUGUGCCAAAAACUCAUUCAAGAUUUCAAACCCGGUUCCUUUGGUUUCAGGAUCAAACCGGGGUUUGUAUCAUUCUUGUGAACAAACCGGUUUACCAAACUGGUCAACUAGGCGUCUUUCCGGUUUUAUAUCUCCGUACCGAACCUCUCGUUCGGCUCCGGAGAAACCAGAGAGCUUCAAAAGGUUAAACAGAGGAAUCAGCAAGUCUCAAGAACUGUAUACACCAAGAACAAGAAGAGAGAGUCUUCCUAAUCACUCACAUUCUGGAGAAGUCACAAUGUUUAGAAACUCUAUCUCAACUCCGUCGAGGAUACAAGGGACGACCAUUCACGACUCGAGGUUUCUUGCGGAGGAAGUUAUUAGAAGAAGAAGAAGAAGCAGCAACAGGUCAGGGAACCUUUUGAAAACAUGGCCGGAAUGUACGGCGGCGAUUUCUACGCCACCCUUACCAGAAACUCCAACUCGGCCUUGGCUCCGACGAACACUCCUCCCGCCGGUAAGCCCUAGACCUUACGGCGUCGUGUUAGGUCAAGUUGGUGCUAAGAAACUGAGUCAAGAAAUUCUUGAAUCUACAAAAUGGGAAACGAUCGUUAAAACAUCUUAUGUUCACAACGACCACGUUCGUUAUUCUCAGGAGCUGACUGUUCAUCCCUCUCGCCAGAAAAUUACAUAAAAACAGAUAAAUUACUUCUUCGUUUUUACUUUACAAUUAAAUUAAUAAAUAGCUUAAAUUUCUGCCUCUUAUUUUUCAUGAUGCAGGCAACACGAAUUUACCUGAGAUUGAUUUUUUUUUUUUUUUGUUAUAUAUUUGUGUGUGUGUUAUGAUUGUUGGCUUUGUUUUUCUGACCACGUGUUUUGUAAUUGAAGACCUAAAUGUUCUUGAUG
Brassica oleracea var. oleracea is the source of this 1684-nucleotide messenger RNA. RefSeq lists its product as uncharacterized. Bases 12 to 1472 code for a protein of 486 amino acids. The transcript has 2 exons. NCBI's taxonomy places the organism in Eukaryota, Viridiplantae, Streptophyta, Magnoliopsida, Brassicales, Brassicaceae. The record is from RefSeq and is a predicted model, not a curated record.